AUGUUCCGCAAGAAGAAGAAGAAACGCCCUGAGAUCUCAGCUCCGCAGAACUUUGAGCAUCGUGUCCACACUUCGUUUGACCCCAAAGAGGGCAAAUUUGUGGGCCUGCCACCUCAAUGGCAGAAUAUUCUAGACACGCUGAGGCGCCCCAAGCCAGUUGUGGACCCUUCAAGGAUCACCCGGAUGCAGCUCCAGCCUAUGAAGACAGUCGUGAGGGGCAGCACCGUGGAAGUGGAAGGCUACAUCUCUGAGAUACUCAAUGAUAUCCAGAAGCUUUCUGCCAUCAGUUCCAACACUCUGAGGGGAAGGAGCCCCACCAGCAGGAGGAGAGCUCAGUCCCUUGGGCUCCUGGGGGAAGACAGACCCCCAGAUAUGUAUCUUCAGAGCCCCGAGGGAGAGUGGGCAGACAGAUACGGAAACUACCUCAAUUGCAAUGGUGGGACCAAGGUGACACGAAGGCAGACUAUGUGGCCAGAUUACAAACCCAGGAUGGAUGGACAGUCUCACCCUAAUGGUAUGGUCAUGAAAGCACAGUCCCUCGGGCCUUCGGAGUUCCAGGACGCUGACAGCAGCUGUCUGCAGCGUGCUUCUUGUCUGCAGCACAUGCCAGCUCUGCCAGGGGACGGUGACAAGGUGGGCAAAAGGAGCUCGGAAGAGUGCUGGCCUCAACCUUGUCUGAUACGCCAGGCAAACAAUAGGCCCUCAGGAGAAGGCAGCCCCAGCUCCAAAUCGAGGGAGAAUAGCUUGAAGAGGAGGCUGUUACGCAGCGUGUUCCCCUCCUCCAGCAGCUCAAACAAGUCAGGCCCUUCCCUGCAUAUAAAGCCUACUGCUUUCUUCAGGCCCCAGCAGUGGGGCUCACCGCGCAGCCCCGCGGCCAAAGCCCAGUCCCUCCCACCGGAUCAGCCCACAUCCGAUUUCCCCAGGCUCAUUUCGGAAGCCGGUACCCCCCACAAGUCACCGACAGCGGAGAAGGCGAUAGCAGUGCCCCAAGGCAGGCCGUCACCAGCUGGAUCUCCCCGAAACCGGCAGACUCAGACGAGUUCCAGCAACCUGCACCUUCCCCAGGACUCCUCUGGGAAAGGGCAGCCGGUGAGCGAGGACCCCGUGGUUGUGACUCACGAGCAGUUCAAAGCUGCCCUUAGGAUGGUGGUGGACCAAGGGGAUCCGCGGACGUUGCUGGAGAAUUACAUAAAGAUCGGUGAGGGGUCCACGGGUAUCGUCUGCAUUGCUCGAGAGAAGCACUCGGGGCGGCAGGUGGCGGUGAAAAUGAUGGAUCUGAGGAAGCAGCAGCGCCGGGAGCUCCUUUUCAACGAGGUGGUGAUAAUGAGGGACUACCAGCAUGUCAACGUAGUGGAGAUGUACAAGAGCUACCUGGUGGGAGAGGAGCUCUGGGUACUGAUGGAGUUCCUGCAGGGGGGGGCCCUCACUGACAUUGUGUCUCAGAUCAGGCUAAACGAAGAGCAAAUUGCAACAGUGUGUGAAUCAGUGCUGCAGGCUCUUUCCUACCUUCACUCUCAGGGGGUCAUUCACCGAGACAUUAAGAGUGACUCUAUUCUUCUGACACUGGAUGGAAGGGUCAAGCUCUCAGAUUUUGGUUUCUGUGCUCAGAUCAGUAAAGAUGUACCUAAAAGAAAGUCCCUGGUAGGUACUCCCUACUGGAUGGCUCCAGAAGUUAUUGCAAGGGUACCAUACACUACUGAGGUGGACAUCUGGUCUCUGGGGAUCAUGGUGAUAGAGAUGGUGGAUGGAGAACCCCCCUAUUUCAGUGAUUCUCCAGUCCAGGCCAUGAAGAGACUCCGUGACAGUCCUCCUCCCAAACUGAAAAACUUCCACAGGACUUCUCCAGUUCUGAGAGACUUCUUGGAAAGGAUGUUGACACGGGAGCCGCUAGAAAGAGCAACGGCACAGGAACUUCUGGAUCAUCCCUUUCUGCUGCAGACAGGGCUCCCAGAGUGCCUGGUCCCCCUUAUCCAGCAAUACAGAAAGCGUACCUCUACCUGCUGACUUCACGGAAGGGAAGAUGCUGGGAGAAGGUAACACGUAACAGACAAUCAGGAGACCAGGCAGUCUUGUCCUGUGAAUGGUGCUCGGAACUCGUCAGUGGUCUUCUCGUAGGAUGGGUCCUUGUGUUCUCUGCCUUUGUGACUUCUUUUUGCUAAAGACAAUCAAUGCAUACUCGAUAAGACCGUGUUUUUCUCGAAAGCAAAGCAGGUGCUGGAUGACUUCUGGAUCACUUCUUCCAAAGAAUGGCGUUUGUAUGUGGAUCUGAGGUUGUGUAUCUGAAUGCUUGCAAGUUCCUGCAAACCAUGGCUGCUGACUACUGAACUGAAACAAAAUUUCCCAACUAGAAAUGUGACCUUCCCUUUGUCAGACAUACUGGAGUACUGAGCUCACCUAACUGUACAUUGUGGGGCACAGAUGCCUUUCAAGUCUCCAACAAUGCACAAUGACUUCACAAUUUUUUUUUCUCCACAGACAAUUUUAAUCUUCAGUUAAAUGUGGAUGUAGAAUGCUGUACAUAUUUUCCCAGGGAGCAGAUGUGAUACGUACAUAUUUGUUUUCCAAUGGCUCUCUUGCAUCAACAUGCUUCUCUUUUGCUGAGAAAUAUGUAUGGUUUAGUGGUCAGUCCUGAAUCCAUUUCAUUACCUUAAACUUUUGGAGGGGAGACCGUUGGAGGGGUAACGCCUUGGGAAUGCUCUGGAAAACAGAAUGAAGAAGUUUCAGCUGUCCUGCCAAUAUCCCAGGAGAGAUCUUUAUGUGCACAGCAAGGCUAUUUGUUCAGCCUACCUCUCCCUUGCUUGCUACUGCAGAACAUGGGGAGAAGGGCAACUUUCGAUGUAUGUUUUGUAAUUGGUAUGUCCUUCCCCUUUCACCCCCUUGGUGAUAUGUUCAGAAGGGUUCUGGUUGUCUAAGCAGCUCUCACAGUUAUUUUUAAAUAGAUUUAGGUAUUUUGUAUGAUGCAGUUUCUGAUCAGUGAGAUAGUCGAGGUAAUUGGACUCUAGGUCAGGAUGUCACGUUGUACAGUGGUGGUGCAUAUUGUUGUGAGGUCUCAAGAAUGUGUCCUAUGUAUGAAAGUGGGAUCCCGUUUUCAAACUCAGAUACAAAUUUAUUGAAAAUUAAGUUAUUCUUGGGACAGUCGUGCUGUCUCAGAUACUCUCCAUUGCAUUUUCUUCAGAAGAUGUUGAUAAACUCUAUCCUCUGGUGUUUACUCCAAUGAUAGAUCCUGCUUCAGAAUUGAAGCCACAGUUGAUUACUUGAAGUAAUUUGGGAUGGAAUUCAUCUGCACUGUUGUCAGUCACCUAAAUGGUGGGCGCCCAGACUGCGAAGCACAUCAGUUGCCUCUGUAGACCGUGGUGAGAGGAGCACCUCCAGAGGGUGAUUCAGCUCCAGUACUUAGAUGCCUGCUGAGGGAUGAGGAUGCUGCCUCUCGAUACCACUCUACCUGUUGCCAGUAGAGUGAUCGUAGUGGUCUGCACCGACUGGAUGUCUGAUUUUGGGGUUCAUAAAGCUAAUUGAAAUGAAUUUGCUUAGCUCUUCCUGAGCUGCACUGGAAAGUUUUUGAUGU
Phasianus colchicus (ring-necked pheasant) is the source of this 3565-nucleotide messenger RNA. RefSeq names its product p21 (RAC1) activated kinase 6 (gene PAK6). The record is from RefSeq and is a predicted model, not a curated record. Gene Ontology annotation, molecular function: protein serine/threonine kinase activity; ATP binding. Gene Ontology annotation, biological process: protein phosphorylation. NCBI's taxonomy places the organism in Eukaryota, Metazoa, Chordata, Aves, Galliformes, Phasianidae.